AUGCCCUGGUAUUCGAGCCUGGCGGAGUCGGAUGAUGGCAUCAAUUGUGUGUGGCUCAAGGAAAGCUUCUCGCGACUUCAAACAAAUCCAAGGGGAGCAAGUGAAAGUGCCGUAUCCAUGCUUUAUCCAUCUCACUUUGCAUGCAUUGGUGAAUUUCCUGCUUUCGACGUCCCAAGGUCAAACUCCCAAGGCUAUUGGUGCAAAAGUGUCGUCUUUUUCGGUGCGCAAACCGCAACAGUUGAAUAG
This is a messenger RNA of Sclerotinia sclerotiorum 1980 UF-70, 246 nucleotides long. RefSeq lists its product with no specific name. The transcript has 2 exons. Lineage: Eukaryota; Fungi; Ascomycota; Leotiomycetes; Helotiales; Sclerotiniaceae. Bases 1 to 246 code for a protein of 81 amino acids. The record is from RefSeq and is a predicted model, not a curated record.